GUGCUCAAGCCCAUCUCGGGAGCUGCAUCCCUGGGCGUCAAGAAGGUGAGCUCCGAAGAGGACCUGCGGUCGAGCUACGUGGAAGUUAUCACGGAGCUGUCGAAACUUGUGGUGUCAAGCGGAGCUCUGACCCAGGAUGAUGGGACUGGCAAGGGCGUGAAAGCUGAGAAUGCCAUGGACUGCACCAUCCUCAUGGAGCAGUAUCUGGACGGGAAGGAGGUGGACGUGGAUGUGGUGAUGAGCCAAGGGGAGUGGCGCUACGCUGCAGUCACGGACAACGGCCCCACACUGGAGCCAUACUUCAAUGAAACCUACGCCGUUUGUCCAUCGCUCCUCCCGUCAAGUCAGCAGAAAGAGCUCAAGGAUCUUGCCAUCUCCACUCUGAAAUGCCUGGGCUUCUCAGAUGGCGUUUUUCAUGUGGAGUGCAAGUACACUUCACAUGGCCCUCACCUGAUCGAGGUGAAUGCUCGCAUGGGCGGUGGUCAGGUGCACGAGACCAACCUUAGGGUUUGGGGCGUUGACCUUGUGGAAGAGACGCUUUUUGCUGCUGCUGGGGUUCCAUGCCGUCCCUUCAUCCUAGCCACUUUGCUGGUUCUGACUUCCCGAAUCUGCUUUUGGUAG
Molecule: messenger RNA, 621 nt
Organism: Symbiodinium pilosum
Lineage: Eukaryota; Dinophyceae; Suessiales; Symbiodiniaceae
Source: the annotation of a GenBank genome assembly